This is a messenger RNA of Striga asiatica, 2036 nucleotides long. The record is from the annotation of a GenBank genome assembly. NCBI's taxonomy places the organism in Eukaryota, Viridiplantae, Streptophyta, Magnoliopsida, Lamiales, Orobanchaceae.
CUCGAACCAAAAACUACCUUAAAGUAAAAUUGAAAACCGAAAGUACAUAGAAAAGUAGAAAACUGUACAGAAGUAAAGAGAGAGAGCUUUCUCCCUCUUUCUACGUAGAUCUCCAAAUAGACGUAGAUGUGUACAUACGAUACUCGACAGAUUCCAUUUUCCAGGCUCCAGCUCUGAAACUCUAACGCUAAUCGUCAUCGAUGGAGGCGCUUUCGACGGCGAUCAAGCCGCCGCUGAUUCUCCCAGUGACGACGGCGGCUCGAUGCGAUCAGAGGGUGCUUUCCUUUGGGUCGCUUCGGAGUCCAAGCGCAGACCAUGGUCGGAUGAGGAGACGAGUCGAGGCGAAUGCUCGGCCGGAGAGUCGCGUUUCUACCCCGCCGGGCAUUGAUUUCGGCGAUCCGGAUUGGAGGUCCAAGUACCAGAGGGAAUUCGAGGCGCGCUUCAGCAUUCCCCAUCUCACGGAUAUCCUGCAGGACGCUGUUUCGUAUCCUUCACCUUUCCGUCUCCGAAUGAGGACUCCUUUAAGUCCUGAUGUUGCGGAAGGUUAUCGAUCGGAUGAUGAAUGGCACGGAUAUAUUAACAACAAUGACAGAGUACUGCUCAAGGUGAUAAACUAUUCCUCUCCUACAUCUGCCGGUGCCGAAUGCAUUGAUCCAGGCUGUACAUGGGUGGAACAGUGGGUUCACCGUGCUGGACCACGAGAAAAAAUAUACUUUAAACCUGAAGAGGUAAAAGCAGCAAUUGUGACUUGUGGAGGUCUUUGUCCUGGUCUCAAUGAUGUAAUACGGCAGAUAGUCAUCACACUUGAGAUAUAUGGUGUUAAAAAGAUUGUGGGAAUUCCUUUUGGCUAUCGGGGGUUUUCUGACAGUAGUUUAUCUGAAAUGCCGUUAUCGAGGAAAGUGGUGCAAAAUAUCCACCUAUCAGGAGGAAGCAUGCUAGGAGUCUCCCGUGGAGGGCCGACUAUUAGUGAAAUUGUGGACAGUAUGGAGGAAAGAGGGAUCAAUAUGCUCUUUGUGCUGGGUGGAAAUGGUACACAUGCUGGUGCCAAUGCCAUACACAAAGAGUGCGGCAGAAGACGAUUAAAGGUAGCUGUAGUUGGUGUGCCAAAAACCAUAGACAACGAUAUUCUGCUUAUUGAUAAAACAUUUGGUUUUGAUACUGCUGUUGAAGAAGCGCAAAGAGCAAUCUACUCUGCGUAUAUUGAGGCACACAGUGCUUACCGUGGUAUUGGCGUAGUGAAACUGAUGGGCCGUAAUAGUGGAUUUAUAGCUAUGCAGGCAUCCCUUGCUAGUGGACAAAUUGAUAUAUGCUUGAUUCCAGAGGUGCCAUUUAAUCUUCAUGGACCUAAUGGUGUCCUAAGCCACCUAAAGUACCUCCUUGAGACAAAAGGAUCUGCUGUUGUCUGUGUUGCAGAGGGAGCUGGACAGGAUCUCGUUAAAAAAACCAAUGCUACAGAUGCAUCAGGGAAUAUCAUACUAGGAGAUAUCGGUGUACAUAUACAGCAGGAGACCAAGAAAUUCUUCAAGGAAAUUGGGUUUCCAGCAGACGUGAAAUACAUCGAUCCUACUUACAUGAUCCGUGCAUGUCGUGCAAAUGCCUCAGAUGGAAUUCUCUGCACUGUUCUUGGCCAAAAUGCUGUUCACGGUGCAUUUGCUGGGUAUAGUGGCAUCACAGUAGGAAUAUGCAAUACUCACUACGUCUAUUUUCCAAUCCCUGAAGUCAUUGCCCAGCCCAAAGUAGUCGACCCUAACAGCCGGAUGUGGCAUCGUUGUUUGACGUCAACAGGCCAACCGGAUUUCAUCUAAAUUUUUAAAAUAAAUAGGAAAAAAAAAGAAGGUAAAGUACAAUUUAACUCUGACAGACUUAUAAUAUUAUGCUAGCGAAACUGCAUUAACACUGGUUUCGUGAGACCCUAGCAGUUCAAAAUUCAAAAUCCGAUUUAAUUCCUUGUCAAAUUCUUGAAGUGUACAGUAUAGAGUAUCGAUGACCUUGCCUUCAGAGUUGGCGGGCGCAAUACUUUUUUUUUUUUUUUUUCU